Molecule: messenger RNA, 555 nt
Organism: Symbiodinium natans
Lineage: Eukaryota; Dinophyceae; Suessiales; Symbiodiniaceae
Source: the annotation of a GenBank genome assembly
AUGGCAGGCUGGAAAGAUCUUGAGCUGCAUGUCUUCGGUGGAGACCGCCUGAACUUCGGCCGCUAUAAGGCUAUGCGGCCAGAGUGGUAUGGCUGGAGCAAGGGUGCCCAUGAGGACUGGUUUGGGAUGGCGACCGCAGAGGAUCAGCAGAUGUGUGGUCCUCGAAAGGGUCACAUGUCCGUUUGGGUGUGGCAAAGAGCCUUCUUCGCCAUGAUCGCCAGAGAAACAGUGAAGCAGGAGCUCGGGCAAGGCAUGAGGCUGGACGCCGGCCGUUGUGAAGAAGAGCUGGGCGGUGGUCGGGGAAGGCCAUGGCAGAAGAGCAGCGCCCCUCAGCCCUUCAGAUGCAGCUGGCGCGACAGCAACCUGGCUGAAUGGCUGCCCUUCGCUGCCGCAGCUCCACUGCGUGCCGACGUUGGCUGGCCCUGGCGCAUGGACUGGGGUGGCCACGACCCAGCCUCGCCCGUGGCAGAGAUGCACAUCAACUACCACAACACUGGCUGGGGAAUCAUGAUUUUUGUCUGCACCUCUGUCCUGUACCUGAUGUCCAAGCGCUGA